AUAUGAACAAUGUUAUAGUUUAUUUGCUCAGUUUAAAACCAUUAUCAUUAAACCGCUUUAUCAUCAUUAAAGCUUCAGUCACAAAUGCUGCCGAUUCUUUGGUUCUAGUACAUUUUCAGUUUGUGUUUUCUGAAAAAGAAACAAACGAAGAAGAAAAAUGAAAAAGAGUUUGUAUUCAUUCUGGAUUUGGAUUGCUCUGGUGAUAUCUUGCUUAAACGGCUGCUUGGCAAUUUCCUGUGACCAGAAUUUUACAGCAAGUUAUGGCGUGGUGUCUUUCAAAACGAAUCCCUCGUACUUUUUAACGGAAUGCCGUUAUAUAAUCAAAGCUCCAUCCGGGCACCGUGUUCAGCUUGAAAUUACAAACAUUACGACUAUUUAUGGAAACUGUUAUUAUGGCUCAUUGCGACUAUUCGAGGGAGAAAAUCCUGACAUUGUGAAUGACAUUCCCGCUGCUACAUAUUGCAGAACGAACAUCGAUCGUCCCACAUAUCUCUCUCAAGCCAAUGCCCUUACGGUUCUGCUUACGCGAAGAAUUCGUAACAAAUUUAUGUUCCCAACAAUGUAUUACAGACGAGUGCAAGGAUACAACAUGGUGUUCAAUCUAUCUGAAGGCUUCAUUCCCUCGCCAAAUUUUAUGAACAGUCUCUUACCGCGAAGCCAGUCGUUCAUCUACCGCUUGGAAGGAGCGCCUGGAAUGAAAGUCCAGCUUUUCUUCUCCUACAUGAACCUUGGGUCGAGCCAAACUUGCACUGGAGCACGUCUUUCGAUUUAUGAAAGUCCUACGGCAACAGGCGUGCCAGCACAAACAAGAUGUGGCAGAAACACGACAUCAUAUUUGUCAUCAACGAACAUUAUUGCCUUGAAGUUGGAGAACUGGGCAUCGCUUCAGGAAGCCGAGUCUGGAUUCAAAAUAUUUUACCAUAUUGGAACGAGAGGUUGUGCAUACAACAUGAAUUCAUCGCAAAGUGAAUUCAGUUCUCCACUGUACCCAUUCAAUUACCCAAAGAAUACGAAGUGUAAAUAUGAGAUUACAGUAAACAAAGGACAAAUGAUUUUCAUCGAUGAACAAUAUUAUGAGCGGGUAUAUGGAAACUCUUUGAAAGUUUACGAAAAAAGCGAAGCAGAUGGUGCAAUAAUUGAGACUGAAUUGCUGCGUUUUGGUGGCUUUACAUACUGGUCAAUCGGAAAUAGAAUAACACUUGUGUUUAAGAGUGGUAACGAAACUUCUGGCAAAGGAUUAAGAGUGCGUUACAUUGCCACAAACGGUUGCAAUUUGUUCAGUGAAAAAACAUAUGGGAAUGUGCUGUCGCCAUUGUUCCCUAACAAGUACCCAAAUGGGGUCACUUGCAACUAUGCUUUUGGUGAAAAGACAUCCAGACGUGAUUUCAGAAUAAGUGUACGCAUUCGUGGACUGGAAUUGGAAAGCAGUCCGUCGUGUAAAGAUGACAGUCUGAAAAUUUACGAUGGUGGAAAUGAUACUGCUGUGCUUCUUGACAACCUCUGUGGCACAUCUCGUUAUAAGACGGUCAUGUCAUCCACAGGAAAACUAUAUAUGCGCUUCAAAUCGAACGGGAUGAAUCGCUUCAAGGGAUUUCAAGCACAUUUCACAUAUACUUACCUAACAUUAGACUAUCGAGUUCCUGAAUGGAAAACAGGCACGUUGAUGUCUUGGAACCAUCCUUUCAAUUACCCACAUAGAACGUCGUCAGUAAAACGCAUUUCUACUACUUAUGGAAACAGAAUCAUCAUUAUAUUCACGCAUUUCGAUUUUGAAAAUAGCACAGAUUGCACUAAAGACAGCCUAAAGAUUUAUGAAGGGUCAGUUACAACCGAAUCCCUGAUGUCGACGAGAUGUGGAAGUAAUGGAGCUCCAUAUGUUUCCAAUUCAAGCAACGUUAUUUUGCAGUUUACAUCAGAUGAAAGGAUUUCAAAGACUGGCUACCGUGCUAAUAUUGAAGCCUGCGGGGGAGCAUACACAAGCUACGAAAACCGAAUAAAGUUUCCAAUGUAUUAUGGAAGAUACCCAAAUGGCUCGAACUGUCGAUAUGAGAUUUCUGCAAAACAUGGCUUCGGAAUAAGAAUUGUAUUUAACAAAUUUUCCCUGGAAAAAAGCCUAAAUUGCAAGAAUGACAAUUUUACAAUUUAUGAAACGACAGUUUCAAUUGGAAAUAGAAUUGAGUCAAGAUGUGGUAAAAACAUAAAUGUGGAUUUCUUUUCAAGUGCAGCAAAAGUGAUAUUUGUGUUUCGAUCGAACGAGAACAUAGAUGAUACUGGCUUUGAUGUUACUGUCCAAGCAUGUAGCCGAUUAUUCAGAAACGAUACUGGAACUUUGUUCUCUCCACAAUAUCCGUACCCUUAUCCAACAAAUGCAAAAUGCACGUAUGUCAUUCGACUACCCAAAGGUGCCAAGAUCCAGCUGGUUUUUCGCAACUUCUCUCUCUUCUCUGGUCGUGGAGAUCGACUAACAAUAAAUGAUGUGCAUAAAUCUUCCAGCAUUGGGUAUAUGGGCUCCAUUGCUAAAGAUUAUUUAGCGACAGGCAACGAAGUUGUAAUCACAUUUACAUCUUUCUCAAGAGCAGCCUCUAUAUCUCGUUUCAGUGGAUUUCAAAUCUACUAUUAUGAUCGUGAAGGUUUUUGUAGUAAGUACAAGCCGUGUUACAACAAUGCUCGCUGUACCAAUACUGGCGACAGCGGCUAUACAUGCAGCUGUCCGAGUGGUUUUACUGGUAGAAACUGCUCCGUAGAGAUCAUUCCAUGCAAGUCGAAUCCAUGCAUGAACAACGGGACAUGUACAGAUCUUAAUUUUCAUGGCAAACAGACGUUUACCUGCAGAUGCAAGGAGGAUUUUCAAGGAGACAGAUGUCAGAUCGCACUAUGUCCACGAGGAACGGGUUCUUUAACUGGUUUUGUACCAUGUAACGGGAAAGUCCCUGCUGUAUGGGAUGUCAAAGUAACACCAUCCUACAACGGUGGCAAUAUCGUUUUUGUCUGCCAGUUCACUACAAAAGAGAAGGAUGAUCGUGCUCGCUACGAAGUGACAUGGUAUCAAGGCGAUUCCAUCAAACCAUUUCGAACGACAAUAUUAAAACAGACUGAAAACAGGGAUACGGUGCAAAAUGAACACGAGGCUGGAAAAUGGCACUUUCGUUUGGGAAAAACGGUUUACUGUCGUGUCAGAAGCUAUUUCAAAACGUCUACCACAAUCAAGAGCCGAGUUUACGAAAGCAAUCGUUUUUAUCCUGGCAUAAAGGUGCAGCUGCCCAAUGCAAAGCGACACAAAAUCAGGGAAGCAGGGGAACCACUGAAGAUAACCGUAUCACGUACAAUUGAUGUUGUUUGCUCAGGAUCGAAGCAAUGUUCUGUUCGCUUGUAUAUUAGUCAUGACAAUCCGGAGAUAUUACUGAGCACCUGUUCGGUGUUGCUUGAUAACAAGCGUUCUUCGCAAACAAUCGAGGUUCAUGCAAAAAGAGAUUUCAUCGACGAUGGUGACAAAUCGGUUACUUUGAAAAUGGCAAUCGACCAAGACACAAAUGCCACUGAAUGGCUAUCUCACCAAGAAUUUGACAAUAUCAAUAUUGAUGUCAUUGAUGUUCCAACUGCAAGGUGCUGGUCAAAUGGUGAUCCACGGAUUCUCACUUUCGAUAAGCAAUAUUUUGGACACUUCCAACCAGGCGACCAUGUUUUUGUCAAAAGCUCUGCACGCAACUUUGAGGUCCACGUGCGCACAUGGCAGUGUGGAUCUGUUACAUGUAAUUGUGGAGUGGCAGCAAAAGAAGGCAAUGACACCAUCAUUCUCGACAUGUGUUGGGAUGGUAUUCCAAGAAUUCGAUUCUUAAGCAAUCAGGAGCCUGCAGAAGGCACAACAGUUAGAAGAGACCCUACUGGAAAGAGCUUCGUGAUGAAAUUUCCGUCCGGAUCGUAUGUGCGUUUUGACUCGUUCUAUUCAUAUGCAAAUGUCAUUGUCCAAAUUCCCAGCGACGAUUACCAAUCAACGACAGGACUCUGUGGAACAUUUGAUGGAAAUUACUUUAACGAGCUGCUUAGCAAAGAUGGAAAUUAUUAUUAUCAUGAAUACGGGUGGACUGCACCGCAAGAAUUCUCAGAAAGCUGGAAAAUGCCGGUUAGAAAAAGCUUGUUUUAUUAUCGUGGAGGACCAUCGAAAUGUAAAGACUCAAAGACGGCCUAUUGUGACUGCAGCUUACCUGCCGGCAGCACAUCUAAGCCUGUAUGCAAGAAGUAUACAUCGAUUUAUCAACAGACGGAAUUCAAGCAGAGCUACCGGGGUUGGAAAGAACUUCGGCAUCCAAAUGCACAAAAAUGCGCCAAAAGAAAGAGAAGGUCUUCCAGCAACGUUGUCACACUACCUGACGACAAUGAUGCUCUUGAUUACGUUUAUGAUCCGAAACCAUUGCCGAAUGUGACAGCAUCAUGGCCAACAAAGUUAGGAAAGACAGAGGAAAAUGUUACUGUUUUUUGUGAAACAACCGUUAAAGACUCGCUUCCUGGAAAGAUAUGUGCUAAAAUUAAUGAAUUCAAUUUUACAACUUUUAUCGUGCAGUGCGUAGAAGACAUCAAGAUUACUGAUGACAAUGAAUUCGCAAGAGCUGCAGUUCGUGCAAUGCAAGAUGCAUGUGAGGAAAUUCUAUUGAAGAAUACUUCAUAUUGGGAAACAGACCCGUCGUCAAAUGGCUCUAUGGUCCCCUCUUUAGAAAUGGGCAACACCCUUUGUCCAGGUAUGUGCAGUGGAAAUGGAAGAUGCGUAAAUGCAACGUGUGUUUGUGAUGGCAAUUUUACAUCUGCUGAUUGUUCCAUCGACAAAAACAAAGGACCUGUGGUGACGUCAAUACCAGGCAAUGGCUUAUGCGAUGCAAGAAACCGUAGUGAUUGUCAUUUGAUAAGAAUCUCAGGAAAAGAUUUCAUCGACUCGGAGCAACUUACGUGCUUAUCCAUCAAGGUUGAAGUAAAAGAUGGGAGUAAAAAUGAUCAAAAUGGAAAGCGGAAAGUGAAUUCAGCUUACUUACUCAGUUUUCGUGAGGUCCUGUGUGAUUUAGGCAACCACCCUGUUUCUACUGUUGGUGACCCUAGAAGCUCAAAGGGCAUUCCGUUUGCCAGUUAUCGCCUUCAAGUGUCAAAUGAUGGGAAUCGCUUCAGCAGUAACAGGCUACAAUACACGGUUUACGACUCCAAAUGUAUGCAAUGCAAUGCCACCACCAAAGAAUGCUCCCUAAAGCCGCAUACAUGCAACAUAAAUGGUCACUGCUAUCUGGAUGGCGAAAAAUACCCAAAAGACCCCUGCUACGUCUGCAAACCAUCAUUAGACAAGUUUGAGUUUUCAAUUGGAUGCACUCUUCAUAGCCAAAACAUUACAUUAAUAAUUGUGUGCGCAGUUGUUGGAUCUUUAAUUUUCAUGGCUUUGGUGAUUUGCAUAAUCUUCAGGAAUAGGAGAAAGCAGAAAAGGUCCCAACCCAGAGAGCCUGACGAGGCCACUUCCGCCACCUUUAGCAACAUGGCUUUUCAAGCAAAAACAGAAGAUGCAAAGUGACACGUUUGAAAGAACAAACUUUCAAUGAGAACAUUCCUUUUAUGAACACAAUUCUUUGACUUGUUUCUAGAGCAGUUCAGAUUAUGACAGUGCUAUCAUAUAUUGUUGAUUUGCUAGUUUUCUUUUUCAGAUAUUAACCGUGGUAUUUAUGAAUCAUCUACAUUUCUAAAAGUAUAAAUUGUAUUGAAGUAACGUAUUUUAUAGUAAAUAAAGUACACAAG
Messenger RNA from Rhopilema esculentum, 5763 nucleotides. RefSeq lists its product as uncharacterized. The record is from RefSeq and is a predicted model, not a curated record. NCBI's taxonomy places the organism in Eukaryota, Metazoa, Cnidaria, Scyphozoa, Rhizostomeae, Rhizostomatidae. Gene Ontology annotation, molecular function: calcium ion binding.